AUGCUUGUGUUCGGUGGGAUUCAAUUUUCUACGCUAGAACCAAUUUCAGAGUUGAGGGGAUUUGAUUUGCAGAAGGGAAAGUGGUAUAUUGUACAUGCAAAAGGUGAUGUUCCUGGAGGCAGAAUAGGACAUGUCUUACUCUCCUGCUCGAGUGGUGCUACAAUAAUGGUUGGUGGCGUAAUCAGCACUCUUGAUGGUUCUGUGCAGGAUAAUAGCCUGUGCAUUUACCAUGUGCGAACACAGCACUGGAAAAGAAUAGCAUUGAAACAGAGAAGUGAGCCUUUUUCAAAACGAGGGAAAAGCGACGGCCCCUGUCUCCCGUAUACAGGGGAAAAACACAUUGUCUUCGGUUCGAAUGUAUGCAGGGUGAAAUUCAUUGGGCGAGCUUAUGAUGAUGACAAAGACCAUCUGACAAAUGAGACAAAUACACCGAAUAUGGAAGGUGAGUUAGCACGCUUACAAAGAUAA
This is a messenger RNA of Trypanosoma grayi, 468 nucleotides long. RefSeq lists its product as hypothetical. The coding region runs from base 1 to 468 and encodes 155 amino acids. Gene Ontology annotation, molecular function: protein binding. Lineage: Eukaryota; Euglenozoa; Kinetoplastea; Trypanosomatida; Trypanosomatidae. The transcript has a single exon. The record is from RefSeq and is a predicted model, not a curated record.